AUUGACGUUUCAAGUAUCGCGAUAUCACGAAAUUGUGUUUUUCUGCAAAUUUUAAAUUGUUUUAGGUGUUUUAGAUUUAUAAUAAUCAUAUUACCAUGGAAAUUUUAGUUGCCAAUGUUGAUCAUAUGAAAUUUGAUAUAGAUUACGCUUUAGAACAACAAUAUGGAGCUUUACCUCUACCUUUUCCCGGGAUGGACAAGUCGACAGCAGCAGUAUGCGAAUUCUUCAGUCAACCGGGGGGGUGCAAUAAUGGACCCCAGUGUCCCUACCGGCACGUGAGAGGGGACCGGACAGUUGUCUGCAAGCAUUGGCUUCGUGGCCUAUGCAAGAAAGGGGACCAGUGUGAAUUUCUCCACGAGUAUGACAUGUCAAAAAUGCCAGAGUGUUAUUUCUAUGCAAGAUUUAACGCUUGUCAUAAUAAAGAGUGCCCUUUCCUUCAUAUUGACCCAGAGAGCAAAAUUAAAGAUUGUCCAUGGUAUGACAGAGGUUUCUGUAGACAUGGCCCUCAUUGCAGACAUAGGCAUGUGAGAAGAGUGCUAUGUAUGAAUUACCUAUCAGGGUUUUGCCCUGAUGGACCUAGCUGCAAGUACAUGCAUCCAAGAUUUGAACUACCUGCACCACCUGAACAGACAAAAGAUGCUAAACGUUUGCCUGUAUGCCAUUACUGCGCUGAUGUGGGACACAAAGCUUCUUCAUGUAAUAAGCUUCCCCCAGAACUCCGGGAAGCCGCACAAAAACAGGAGGAAGCCAGAUACAGAGCAUUGGGUUACAUUAAACCUGCGGAUAAUGAAACUGUGAAUCCAAAAGCGUACCCUCUGGCCGAUGCAUCCUUAACUGCAAAAAUACUGAACUUAGUUCAGCAGGCUGCAAACUACAAGCAACUGCGCAAAGGAGCCAAUGAAGCAACAAAGACUCUGAACAGAGGUCUAUCAGAGUUCAUCAUAAUGGCUGCAGAUGCUGAGCCUUUAGAGAUUGUGCUACACAUUCCUAUAUUGUGUGAAGACAAGAAUGUGCCUUAUGUCUUUGUUAGGUCUAAACAAGCACUGGGUAGGGCCUGUGGAGUGUCCAGACCAAUUGUGGCAUGUUCUAUUACUAUAAAUGAGGGGUCACAGUUGAAACCUCAAAUAACAAGUAUCCAGCAAGAAAUUGAAAGACUUUUAGUGUAAGUGAAAGGACUAUUGGAUGUGUUAUUUUUGUAAAUACAUUCUGUAAUAACUAAAA
Pararge aegeria (speckled wood butterfly) is the source of this 1221-nucleotide messenger RNA. RefSeq names its product NHP2-like protein 1 homolog (gene hoip). The record is from RefSeq and is a predicted model, not a curated record. NCBI's taxonomy places the organism in Eukaryota, Metazoa, Arthropoda, Insecta, Lepidoptera, Nymphalidae. Gene Ontology annotation, biological process: maturation of SSU-rRNA; mRNA splicing, via spliceosome; ribosome biogenesis. Gene Ontology annotation, cellular component: nucleolus; small-subunit processome; precatalytic spliceosome. The coding region runs from base 96 to 1166 and encodes 356 amino acids. The transcript has 5 exons. Gene Ontology annotation, molecular function: RNA binding; metal ion binding.